Molecule: messenger RNA, 972 nt
Organism: Volvox carteri f. nagariensis
Lineage: Eukaryota; Viridiplantae; Chlorophyta; Chlorophyceae; Chlamydomonadales; Volvocaceae
Gene: npsn1
Product: Qb-SNARE, NPSN-family
Exons: 5
Coding region: 1-972 (323 amino acids)
Biological process (GO): vesicle fusion
Cellular component (GO): ER to Golgi transport vesicle membrane; SNARE complex; endoplasmic reticulum membrane
Molecular function (GO): SNARE binding; SNAP receptor activity
Source: RefSeq, a predicted model, not a curated record
AUGCCUCCUAAAGCGGCUAAAGAGGAGUCUCCGCCUCCACAGGAGGAAAUAGUUUUUGAGCGGACGGAGUAUGAGGAGCAAUGUGACCGAAUAUUCAAGGACUUGGACCGGGCUUUUAAGAAACUACAUAAAACAUCAAAACCGGAUAAGAUACAUGCACAGAUCAAGGAUAUUACCAACAAGCUUAAGGAGGCGAAGUCGCUUAUCAAGGACUUUGAGCGGGAGGCACGCGCGGAUGGGAUGCCAGCCAGCGAGCUUACCGCUCGCAAACGGGCCAUGGCAGCAGAGCUUAACGGCUUUAUCGAGAUGAAGAAGCAGUUUGCGCAGAAUGAGGGGAAUAAGGGUGACCUCCUGAGUGGUGCUCAAGCUGGAGAACGCAAUGGCUAUUGUAUUCAUGUGGAUCUUGUGGUAUGCGGACACCUCGCUGCCUGCUAUGCAGCCAUGUCCAUGCAGCAGCUGAUGAGUAAGGGGCGAAAGGACAUCGCGGAUAUCGACAAGACGCUGGACCGGGCCCAGCGAAUCGCUGAGGACACCAAGCAAGUGGGCGUCGCGCUUGGGCAAACGCUAAACGACCAGACGAAGAAAAUGGAGGACAUUGUGGACCAGCUGAAUGAAAUCGAGUUCACAAUGAAGAAGGCCACACAGAUCAUCCGCGAUAUCACGCGUGGCCUCCUCACAGACAAGUGCAUCGCGUUUCUGCUGCUUCUGGUCGUACUGGGUGUCGUGGCGAUCAUCGUUAUCAAGAUCAUUAAUCCCAACCGGAAAAAGGUCCAGGAGGGCGCGCAGGCGAUCAUCUCUAACGUCACCUCGGCGAUUAACAGCACCGACGUAGGCAGCACAAUCACCAGCAAAGUCACCAAUACGGUCAACGGCAUCUUGAACAACGGUAGCAGCAGCAGUAGCAGCGCGGGCAGGCGGAUGCUGGCGCAGAAGGUGCUUCUUCACGCGCUUGAGCUUAAUGCGACGUUGUAG